Molecule: messenger RNA, 1549 nt
Organism: Drosophila serrata
Lineage: Eukaryota; Metazoa; Arthropoda; Insecta; Diptera; Drosophilidae
Gene: sit
Product: ELOVL fatty acid elongase stuck in traffic
Biological process (GO): fatty acid elongation, monounsaturated fatty acid; fatty acid elongation, polyunsaturated fatty acid; fatty acid elongation, saturated fatty acid
Cellular component (GO): endoplasmic reticulum membrane
Molecular function (GO): fatty acid elongase activity
Source: RefSeq, a predicted model, not a curated record
GUACAAGUCUCGUGGGUAGCGGAUGCCAGCAAAGAUUUCGCAAAACUCGUUCGUCGCGACGCGUGCUUAGCAGAUUUUUAAUUCCCACAUCGAAGCGAUCAGCGACUAUAUAAUCGUAUUUGUGGGAGCAAGAGUCCAACAAGAAUUUAAAAAUGGCAGCCGUCAACGCAACGCAGGUGGACUAUUGGAACUUUCUGUUCACCGAUCUGGCAGAUCCACGCACCAAUGACUGGUUCCUGAUCAAGUCACCACUGCCCCUGCUGGGCAUCCUUGCCUUCUACCUCUUCUUUGUGCUCUCCUGGGGCCCCAAGUUCAUGAAGGAUCGCAAGCCCUUCAAGCUGGAACGCACCCUGCUCGUCUACAACUUCUUCCAGGUGGCCCUCAGCGUUUGGAUGGUGUACGAGGGUGUGGUCAUCUGGCGGUACUACAGCUGGCGGUGCCAGCCGGUGGACUGGUCCCGCACCCCCAAGGCAUAUCGUGAGGCGCGCGUGGUCUAUGUUUACUAUCUGGCCAAGAUAACCGAGCUGCUGGACACCAUAUUCUUUGUGCUGCGCAAGAAUGACCGCCAGGUGACCUUCCUGCAUGUGUAUCACCACACCGUGAUGCCCAUGAUCAGCUGGGGCACCAGCAAGUACUAUCCCGGCGGACACGGCACCUUCAUUGGCUGGAUCAACUCGUUUGUGCACAUCAUCAUGUACUCGUACUACUUCCUCUCCGCCUUCGGACCCCAGAUGCAGAAGUACCUGUGGUGGAAGAAGUACAUCACCAACCUCCAGAUGAUUCAGUUCUGCUGCGCCUUCAUCCACCAGACUCAGCUCCUGUACACGGACUGCGGCUAUCCCCGGUGGUCGGUGUGCUUCACCCUGCCCAAUGCCGUCUUCUUCUACUUCCUGUUCAAUGACUUCUACCAAAAGUCCUACAAGAAGAAACAGGCGGCUGCCAAUGCCAAGGCUCUUACUGCGGACAAUAACAAUGAGAGCUGUGCCAAGGACCUCAACAAGGCUGUGGAGCAGCUGCAGGAGCAGAAGAAGAAGGCUUUGUAGGCUGUCACACCCACCAAUACCAUACCAGGCGCCCCCCUCAAUACUCGUACAAAGCGGGAAACCACUGAGAGCCACCACGUUCUAUGUGCAACUUUGUUGACUAAUUUCUUAAGCAAUCCGCCGCCAAAAAUCAGAAACGAGACACAAUAUAUAUACCAUGUAUUUGAGCAAACGAGGUUUCCCGGUCUUUAAGACUUGGAGACACCGAUACACACAUUAUGUAAAUGUUCAAACAGUUGAAAUUGCUUUUUGCAGCCAUCGUCAUCAUCGCUCGCUCCGUUUGAUGUUCGCAUCUGGCGGACAACAAAUGAAAGAAGUCGUAUGUCUUUCGGCCAAAACUGAACUAAGUUAAGUAAACAGGCAGAAGAAGCGUUAGUUGUGUAAAUAAGUGUAGGUACGCAUAUGAAUAUGAAUAUGUUUUCUUUAGAUUUUAUAUACUUGUGGUAUGUAAAGUAGGCAUAAGCAAAGUGAAAAAUAAUAGUAAAUAGCAAAUAGCAAACACCCAU